Molecule: messenger RNA, 6361 nt
Organism: Hemicordylus capensis (graceful crag lizard)
Lineage: Eukaryota; Metazoa; Chordata; Lepidosauria; Squamata; Cordylidae
Gene: EGF
Product: epidermal growth factor
Exons: 22
Coding region: 178-3312 (1044 amino acids)
Molecular function (GO): calcium ion binding
Source: RefSeq, a predicted model, not a curated record
CUGCUUCAAGGGGCAGAGCUAGGAAUAGGGAGUACCUCCGUGCUUCAUUGCCAAGUAAAGCGUGAACACAGAAUGAAACUGUAAGGAGAAGGCUCUCCGCUGGCUGCUAUAGAUGCACUUUGGGGGAAACACAUGCUUAUUUUGUUCUAUUGACACUGAAAAAACUCCUUCAAGACUAUGUUUCACUUGCUCACAGCUCUUUCUCUUGUGGUUUUAAGAAUCAGUCUUGUUAGUCUCUUGGAGCCAGGGCACUGGAGCUGUCCAAAGGGAUACCGAAUGAAGGAUGAAAACAAUUCUUCAUGCAUAGAUAUUAACGAAUGCCUGGAAAGGGGACUUGGUGUCUGUGGGCAAAACUGUGUCAAUACUCCAGGCUCCUAUAUCUGCUCCUGUAUGCCAGGCUAUGUGUUGGGUAAUGACAAGUGGUCCUGUCAUGUAAGCGAUCCUACACCAUUCCUAGUUUUUAGCCAAGGUAAUGCAAUCUUUAGAACAAAUAUAGAUGGAACCAAUCACAAGAGACUGGUACCUGAUGCUGGCUUAUCAGCACUAAUAGAUUUCCAUUAUGAAGAAGAAUGUGUUUAUUGGAUGGACACUGAAAAAGGUCUUCUCCGACGAAUACAUCUGAAUGGCUUAAAUCAAGAGACAAUUUGCUACAUUGGAAAAGGCGUUUCUGGUUUUGCACUAGAUUGGAUACAUCAGGAUAUUUUUUUUGUUCGCUAUAAGGAGGGCAGAAUUGAGGCAAUCAACCUGAAUGGAAACAAUUCCCGAGUUAUUUUAAGAGAUGAUAACCACCCCAAGAGUAUUGUGAUUGAUCCAAACAGAAGGUUUUUAUUUUGGACUUCUGAUGGAGCUGUUGACAGCAUCCAUAGAACAGUUCUGAAUGGAACAGAGGUGUGGAACAUACUAAGGAGCACUGGGAAAAUCAAAGCUAUCUCACUGGAUUUGAUCAAUGAGAGGCUUUACUGGAUCCAGUACGAUAAAGGUGGCUUUUCACAUAUUGGAACUUGUGACUAUGAUGGUGGUUCUGUCCAUUUGCACAAACACACAGUACGAAACCAACUCUCUAAUAUGUUUCUCUUUGCCGACCACAUGUACUAUUCCGACACAACAACUGGUACUAUUUGGAGAGCCAAUAAAUACACAGGAAAAGGCAUUGUUGCCAUUAAACUGCAACCAUCAUUUCCCCCACCUACUGCGCUUCUGGUGGUGCAUCCAUUAAAACAGCUUGCCAUAACGGUGGCUUCUAAAGCAUUUGAAGACAGCCUCUGUAGUGCAAACAGGAAAAGCUGCAGGACAAGCAUCUGCAGGCAAGACCCAAAGACCAGUCAGUGCAAAUGUAGGAGUGGAUUUAAAUUAAGCAAAAACAGGCAAUAUUGUGAAGAUAUCAAUGAAUGUGCAUUAUGGAACCAUGGUUGUACUUUGGGCUGCAUCAAUAUCCCAGGCUCCUAUUAUUGUACAUGUCCAAGAAGUUUUGUUCUACUGUCUGACAAGAAAACUUGCCGUGAACUGAUUUCCUGUGCAAGCAAUAACAUUCACUGCAGCCAUGGCUGUGUUCAGGCGCCUGAAGGGCCAGCUUGCUUUUGUCCUGAAGGAGCCAUUCUCCAAGCAGACGGAAGAACAUGCACAGGUACAAAGCCAUUUUUGUUGUUUGCAAACGGCCGAGAUGUCUCCCGUAUUGGUUUUGAUGGAACAGAUUACUCAAGUUUACUCAACUGGCAGAUGGGAGAAGUCUUAGCUCUGGACUAUGACCCUGUUGAAAAUAAGAUUUAUUUUGCCCACACAGCUUUCAAGUGGAUAGAAAGAACUAAUCUGGAUGGCUCAGAUUGCAAAAAAGUUAUCAGCAAUGCAACAGAGAGACUUGAAGGGCUUGCUGUGGACUGGAUUAACCGUAAAUUGUAUUGGACUGAUAAGGGGAAGUCUCACAUUGAAAAUAGCAAUCUAAAUGGAAAGGAGAGGAAAAUAAUUAUCCAAAAGGAUGUGUCUCAGCCUCGAGGAAUUGCUGUUCAUCCAUUUGCUGAGAAACUAUUUUGGACAGACAUAGGGAACAACCCACGGAUUGAAAGGUCAUCCUUACAAGGCACUGAUCGUCUCAUUAUAGCUGAUUCAGACUUAGUUUGGCCCAGUGGAAUAACUAUUGACUACUUAGCUGACAAGCUAUACUGGUGUGAUGCAAAGAAGUCUGUUAUUGAAACUGCACAUCUGGAUGGUUCUAAACGCCGAAUACUCACACAGAAUGAUGUAGGAUAUCCUUUGGACUUAACAGUGUUUGAAGAUCACAUUUGGUUCUCUGAUUGGGCUGGGCCUUCAUUUCUGAGAGUGGAUAAGAAGACUGGCCAAAAUAGGGUACGCCUUGGAGGCAGCAUGCUGAGACCCACAUCAUUGGUUGUCAUUCAUCCUUCAGCAAAACCAGGCCAUACCUUUAUGUCUAAGGAGGGAGUGCCAAAUAACAAGACAUCAGCACUGGAAACAUUUUACCAACAUCCUCUGAGCAACAAUGUGCGUGGAGAUAGCAGUGGAGACCAUCUGCAUAUCAAACAGAUGCUAAGUGCUGAAAUUGUGGUAUCUGACCAGAAUGACUGUACAGAGUUGGGAUGUGAUGUCAAUGCUGAGUGCAUUAUGAAUGAAGAAGGCGCUACUUGUCAGUGCCAGGCAGGAUUCAUUAUGGAAGGCCAAUUGUGCUAUGAUGUGGAUGAGUGCAUUUUUAACAUGGACCAGUGCAAUCACAGUGUGUCAAGGUGUUUCAAUACUGAAGGCAGCUAUAUUUGCAAGUGCAUGGUGGGAUAUACUGGAGAUGGGCUUCAUUGUUCUGAAUCUGUCAUAUUUUCUACCCCUGCAACCAGUGAUAAGUCCACGCUAUUUGUACAAGAUAAUCCUACUGGCUGCCCACCAUCUUACUGUCUCCAUGAUGGAGUUUGUGUUUAUUUUUUAGAUCUGAAAGCUUAUGCAUGCAAGUGUGUAAAAGGCUACCUGGGAGAGCGCUGUCAAUUCAGUGACUUGGAGUGGUGGGAAGAACAGCAACAUGUGAAACAAAUGAAGAAACAGAACAUUGUGACAGCUGUUUGCCUGGUUCUGGUGCUCCUGAUUCUUCUCCUUGGAGUUGGUGCUGUCUAUUGCUACAGACAGCGGCGGUUUCACAAGAAGGUUCCCUGUGUGGAAGCAAUGAAAGAUACCAGCAGCAGUGCUGACAGUGAGAACACGAAGCCCCCAAGCACCGAGCCUCUGUUAAUUAUUGUAAUGGAACAUGACAGGCCUGCUGAAGUAACAGAUUAUGAGAAGGAAGAUCUUGGUUAUUUCUGCCUUUCAGAACCUUCUUGAAAUUUCGAUACCUGGACCACCAUUGUUUCUCAGCAUCAGCCUCCAGAUACCCCAAAGACCUAGUCCUGUGAACCAGAGAAUGACCUUCAGCGGAAUACUAGCCCUAACCAUUCUUGAAAAGUGAUGCUGGUCUCUCCAACCUCAUGCAGCCAGUUAAUGCAGGCAGCUUAAAGCGCCUUUCAGCUAAGCUAAACAUGGGACACUGAUGGCUCAUUAGGUAACUGAAGUAUGUGAUUUCUGGAAACAACAUUUAAAAGAGCAUUUUAAAAACACCCAGACAAAUCCUCGGCUGCUCAUUCAUAACAUUCAUGCCUGGAAGCACUGGAAGGGUGCUAGGUAUGUUCUUCUCCCUUCACACUGCUCAUAUACUCUUGAUGCCACUUUCAAAACUGGCCAUGCUAACUUCAGCUGGCAGAAAAAUGGAUACCAGAGAGGAGAACUCUGCAUUGGUGGUGGUGAUUCAUUUAGAUUUUCAUUUUGAAUUAAUUUACUGCAGCUCAAUUCUGCAUGAAUACAGUAUGAAAAAGGCGCAACAUAAGUGCAAAACCCCCUAGAGAACACAUAAAGGUAUAGAAAUGAAAAUCAAGUCUGGAAAUAAUUUAAUUUAAAUUGAAUAAUUUCCCAGACUCUGGUAGAGAAUUGGGCUUAGGUCUGAAGCAACACAUCAUCAUAGAGCCUGGAGCCUUUGAAUUUUGCUGUGGCUUUUUUUUUUUUAACCAUAAAUGGGACCCACCUGGCCAUCCGCAUUUUACAUUACGUAGCCGAAAUUGGGAUGGUGGUGAUGUGGACAGCAUAGUAGGGGACCUUCAGGCUCUGCCAUGUUAUGGGGAUUCAUUGCCUCAUGCCAGACUGGUGCAGCUUAAUUUUUGUAUAUAAUGACUGAAUAUCCAAACAAGAGUGAAGUUUGAAUAGACAAGGGUUCUAUAAUAUUAAUGAAAUGCUUCGUAUCUUCAGACAUCAUUCUCGUUUGUUACUUUGGAUGUUCUAGCUUUAUAUACAUCAAUUCCACAUGAAGGUGCCAGAAUGGUUGUGACAGCAGAUUAAUUUGUGGCCAUACAGGGAAUCUGAACAGUAUGGAUUUGGGUCCAAAAUGAAUCUGCAAGGGGUAGUUCCUUGAAUCAGGCCAAAAAAAUGCAGGUGUUGCCAGUGUUUCUAAUAUAAAGAGUACUUUUCUGGAAAGGAAAAUAAUGCCACUCAAUAAGGAAGAAUUGUUUCUUUCAGAGGAGGCGAGAAGAAAGCAGAUGCUUUUUUUUUUUUUUUUUUAAGAAGAAGAAGAAGAAGAUGCUUUCUUCUUCUUUUUUGAAGAAAGCAGAUGCUUAUAUUGGGUGUUCUAACUUUAAAAACUCUAGAAUCCUAGAUCAAGCAUCAAGUGUCACUUUUCAGGGACCCUUAACUAUAGUGAUAUUCUUGUAAUAGUAGUAGUAAUAAUUAAUAAUAGUAAUAAACUAGUGCUAGAGUAUUGUCAGUUGCAAUUCAGCCUGUAUUCACACCAUCAUUUUUUGUUUUUGCUACAAAGUUAGCUUGUGAAAUUAUCUUGUGUAGCAAUUCAACAUGGCUGCUAAUUUCCCAAGAGGCUCAAUAUGCAUCCAUGCCAUUGACCAUCAUCAGUUCAACUCCAGCAAUAAUAUUUGCCACACUUGUCCUUACUAAUCAUCUAUUUUGGGGUGGGGUUUUUUUGCUGAACACUCCAUGAAACAAAACAUGCAGAUCUCCAUCAAACGAGCACUUUAAAAAAAUAAAUAAAUUACCUUGCAGUAAAAUAUAUGGUUGUACAAAAAAAGAAAAGAAAAGAAAAGAAAAAGAAAAUAUAUAGACCAUUUGGAUGCCAUUAUUUGUUCUUCCCCUGAGCAAGGCAGAUGGCCAUUAAAAAGAAAAGAGGAACAAAGCAUUAUACUUUUUAGGAGCUAAAGAUCCAAGCACAUGCUCUGGAGAAAGUAAAUGACUUUUUCUGCUUGUCCCUGGCAUCAGCUGUCAACACAACACAUGAGGUCUACCUGGUUAACAGUGUGGUAGGAAUUAGGAGGUUAAAGGUUGUUAUUUUACCACCUGGGCCAGUCAAAAACAUUCAAGACUGACAUGGGAGGAGCCAUAUAUCUCCUAGCAACUGCUUGACACUUUACUGAGGCCAACACUGGUAAACCUAGUUGUAUCCAUUUACAGUGCAAACUGCUGAGAGAGAGAAAAUGACCCAUAGGGCUCUGUCAAAUGGAAAAAAGACUUAUCCAAUCUCUGCAACAAAAGCUUGUUUCAAAAUUUGGAAGAAAAUCAAUUUUGGAAUUGAUUUUUUAAAAUAGAACUGGUUUGCUUUUAUUGCCAUCAUGGAAUCUAUAAGAUUGAUUGUAUAAAGAUUGAGAGGGUUUAUUUUUAUAAUUAAUGGAUACAUAGUUGCAGAGUAUAACACGUAAUUAAAACUAACAGGAUACUUGUGUUGUAUAGAGACUUGUUUUAAUCUUUUGUGACAGUAAUGUGACAAUUAUUAGAAUGGAAUUAUUUUGUAAUGCUGGUAACAUUGCAUGCCUAGUAAUAAUUUUUACUAAGCAUGCAAAGUUUAGUCAAUUCAUUGGCUAUACAGUAUUGGCUGAGUAUAUUAAAACAUCUAAUUAGCUAAAAAGAUGGUCCUGAUCAGCUAGGCAGCCUGUUGCAAUUAGUUAUUGCAUCUUGCAAUAACUGGGGAUAGCAGGCCUCAUCUUAGAAGAGGUGUGUCUAUUCUAGGAUGCUUUCUCUUGUGACAUACUUGCAUCAUCUAAAAACAAAUUAAGUAUGGUUUUUCUUCAGAAAAUUUUUAUUUGUAUGUAAACUUACACAGAUUUAAUUGGUUAAUCAAGUAAAUUUUUUUUUGGCAAUUGAGUAACUAAGACUUCUUUAAUUGGCAGAUGCCCCUACUUCUUAAUAUUUGAAAUAACGUUGUUUAAAAUAUUCCAUUCAGAUAACACAGAUUACGUUCGAAGGUUGUGUGGGAUUUUCCCCCCCAUUUUGUUAUUUCAUUUGUUUUUGUUAUUAAUUACUUUUGUUUAAUUAUUCACUUGUUAAAAUAGUAUUUGUUUUGUUA